Prunus avium (sweet cherry) is the source of this 681-nucleotide messenger RNA. RefSeq lists its product as uncharacterized. Lineage: Eukaryota; Viridiplantae; Streptophyta; Magnoliopsida; Rosales; Rosaceae. The record is from RefSeq and is a predicted model, not a curated record.
AUGGCGCAUAUUUUCUUCCUUUCCUUCCUCCUAACACUAGCAACUGCCCUUCAUGGUACCCAUUCAGUCGACUACGUCGUCACCAACAAGGCCGGAGCAAGCCCGGGAGGGGUCCGCUUCAACACCGACAUCGGAGCCAAGUACAGCAGGCAAACCCUAAUCUGUUCCACUGGUUUCAUCUGGAGGGUGUUCCAGCAAAACACAGCCGCUGAUAGAAAGACUGUACAAAAGGUCACUUUGAUAAUUGAUAACAUAACCGGGGUUGCAUAUGCUAGCAACAAUGAAAUCCACGUCAGCGCUGGCUACAUAGCUGGUUACUCAGGCGAUGUGAAGAGAGAGAUCAGCGGUGUGCUUUAUCAUGAGUCAACGCACGUGUGGCAGUGGAAUGGGAAUGGUCAAGCUCCUGGGGGUUUGAUUGAAGGAAUUGCUGAUUACGUGAGGCUGAAGGCAGGGUUUGUGCCAAGCCAUUGGGUUCAGCCAGGGCAAGGGAAUAGGUGGGACCAGGGCUAUGAUGUUACUGCUAGGUUUUUGGACUAUUUGAAUGGUCGGAGAAGUGGGUUUGUGGCAGAACUCAAUAAGAAAUUGAGGAGUGGUUAUAGUGCUAAGUAUUUUGUUGAUUUGCUGGGGAAGAAUGUUGAUCAGCUUUGGAGUGAUUACAAGGCCAAGUACGCACAAAAUUAA